AUGUCGUCAAAUAUGAAAUAUCCAUUGUUUAGCAAAAACGUGCACAUUGCAAAUUACAGAGAUUACAGACCAACUUAUUCAGCACAAUUGUACGAUCAUAUUAUUCAAUAUUAUUUUAACACAAGUAAUCCGUCUCAAGAAAAAGUCCCGUUAGCUCUCGAUAUUGGCUGUGGUAGUGGUCAAGCAACGGUUGAUUUGAGCAGAUAUUGUGACAAAGUCAUUGGUAUCGAUGGUAGUCAAAAUCAGCUUGCAAAUCCGAUGCAGAAAGACAAUAUCGACUAUCAAUGCCGUAAUGCCGAAGAUUUGACUUUUCUUUCUCCGAAUUCUGUUGAUCUCAUCACCGUCGCCACAGCUCUUCAUUGGUUUAAUAUUGAGAAAUUUUUUAUACAAGUCGAUCGUGUUUUACGUCCUAAUGGCGGUGUUCUGUGUAUUUGGUUUUAUAAUAAUUUCAACACAUUUGACAAUGAGGAGGCUCAGAAUGUAGAGCAAGAAUUUUAUCUUCACCUUCUGGAUAAUACUGGCUGGAGCGAUGAACUAAAAAAGCUCCAUUAUAAUUACGAUUUGAUAAUGCACUUAUUUCCAUACGAACGUACGCGCGUGAAACAUGUGGUUAAUUGUGAGAAGGAAAUGUCCAUAAAACAAUAUAUGAAACUGGUUGAAACAUGGAGUGCAUGCCAGUUGUUCAAAGAGCGAAAUGGCGAAAAAGAAUGUAACCACCUUUUGCAACAAUUCGCCAAUAAACUUGUUUAUUGUUACAAAUCAUCUAAUAACAAAGAUGAUAACGAUCUUUAUGAAACAAAAAUGUUGAUUUGUUGGCCAGUAACGUUAUAUUUAAUGAAAAAAAUAUAA
Molecule: messenger RNA, 849 nt
Organism: Didymodactylos carnosus
Lineage: Eukaryota; Metazoa; Rotifera; Eurotatoria; Philodinida; Philodinidae
Source: the annotation of a GenBank genome assembly